AGGCGCCGGUCCCGCCGGUGCCGCGAUGCCUCGGGGCAUUGUGGGGGCUGUAGGCGCGGCGGGCGCAGGGCCUGGAGGAGCGGAGUGGGCUCCAUGAGGCGCUGUAAAUCCUGGAUCGUCCAUCCCCAGGGCUGGGCGCCGAGGAGCUGUCUGCUGCUUCCCAGCCACGCUGAGGCUGCUCUGCCAGAAGAGAGAUGGGGAAAAGAUACUUCUGUGACUACUGUGACAGGUCCUUCCAGGACAACCUGCACAACAGGAAGAAGCAUCUCAAUGGGGUGCAGCAUCUCCGGGCUAAGAGAGCCUGGUACGACUUAUUCCGAGAUGCUGCUGCUAUCCUGCAAGAGGAGCAAACCAAGAAGCCUUGUCGGAAGUUUCUGCAAACAGGACAGUGUGACUUUGGGUCCAACUGCAGAUUUUCCCACAUGACAGAGCAGGACCUGGAGAAGCUGAGUGCCCAGGUUCAAGGGGAGCAGAGAUCGAAGGAGCUGCGGCAGGAGGGAGCAGAUGUCCCGCCUGGCACCAUUGAGGACUGGCUGGAGAAGAGAGCAAAGAGGCUGAGCGCGGCUCAGAGCAACAGUGUGCCUCGUCCUGCUCCCCACCACAGUGCUGCUGCAGGGCUCCUCCUGACCGAGAGGGGCUAGGCAUGUGUCCUGGGGCUCCUCUCUCCUCCUCAGCCCGGAAAACUCCCCAUCAAGGGGAUAAGGAUUACAACAAAUGUCUUGGCUCUGUGUUAGCUGCCUAGAAAACACUGCACUCAACUUGUGUAGCUGGCUCCUAGCCACAUCACCGGCCCUGCAGGGAGAGGAGGGUGCUGCUGCUCCAGAGCAUUAUGUAAAGGAGAUUCAAGAGGUUUCUCCUGGCAUAACAAUUAAAAAGAUCCAUCAGGAUCAGAGGUAGAGGCCUGAGAAGCUGGAAGGCCUCUGUCAGGGCUUGUCCCAAGGAGCAAAUGA
Molecule: messenger RNA, 950 nt
Organism: Strigops habroptila (Kakapo)
Lineage: Eukaryota; Metazoa; Chordata; Aves; Psittaciformes; Psittacidae
Gene: ZMAT5
Product: zinc finger matrin-type 5
Exons: 6
Coding region: 195-641 (148 amino acids)
Cellular component (GO): U12-type spliceosomal complex
Molecular function (GO): zinc ion binding
Source: RefSeq, a predicted model, not a curated record